Molecule: messenger RNA, 858 nt
Organism: Erythranthe guttata (spotted monkey flower)
Lineage: Eukaryota; Viridiplantae; Streptophyta; Magnoliopsida; Lamiales; Phrymaceae
Source: RefSeq, a predicted model, not a curated record
AUGUAUGGAAAAUGUAGCCAUAUGAAAGAUGCCGUCAAACUGUUCGACGAAAUGUCGGGCCGAGACUUAGCCUCUUGGGCAUCAAUUUUCACCGCGCACAAUCAAGCCAACCUCCCCUGGCAAACCCACUUCUUAUUCUCUCAUAUGCGGUCUAGGGAGAGUCUCCAACCGGACCACUUCAUCUUCGCUUGUCUCGUUAAGGCUUGCACUUGUUUGUCUGCUUCGAAACUUGGUCUACAACUGCAUGCCCAGUUUGUCCUAUCGCGUUUUUCUGAUGAAGACGUUGUUAAGUCAUCCUUAGUUGAUUUUUACGCGAAAUGUGGAUUGCCUGAUCAAGCUAGAAAAGUAUUCCACUCAAUUGUGUCGAAGAAUGUGGUUUCUUGGACUAGCUUGGUUUACGGGUAUGCAAGGAUUGAAAGGAAAAACAAAGCCCUCGAGCAUUUAGACGACAUGCCUUUAAAAAAUGUUCACUCUUGGACAACUCCGAUAUCAUGCUUUGUGCAAGGUGGGCAUUGCACAGAUUCCUUUAAGCUUUUCAACGAAUUGAGGAGGGAAGAUAUUGAUAUUGAGGAACCGUUUGUUCUUUCGAGUUUGAUUGUUGGUUCGUCCAGUUUAGCUAUGUUAGAGCUGGGCAAGCAAGUUCUUAAAUUAGUCAUAGUUCUUGGGUAUGAGUCCAGCUCUUAUAUUAGCAAUGCAUUGAUUGAUAUGUAUGAUAAAUGUAGUGACGUAUUAUCUGCAGAGAAGAUUUUCGGGAGUUUGAGGAGAAGAGAUGUUGUUUCUUGGACAUUUACUAUUGUGGGUUUGGCACAGCAUGGGCGAGAAAUCGAAGCACUGUCGUUGUGCACAGAUGGGAGUUGA